AUGUCGCGUAGCAGCAGUGCCCAGGCUCUUCUUCUCCUUGGCUGUUCAUUGUAUCUGGUCAUCUAUCUGCACACCGCCGAUGGAUCCGUUUUGGCAGGUGGAAUCGAUCGUGGCAACAGGCAACAUCGAGCAAUGCGGCGAUCGGACGGCGGAUUGGAACAGGUAGAGGACCGCACCAACGCUAUAGAUCAACCGCUGGAUCAGGCACUGCAGCUCAAGUACUACGAUGUCGUGCAGGUGGACUUGGUGCACAGCCUGCCAGCGCAGCCCGACUCCGACGCGGUUUCGCUGGUGGCGGCUGGUGCUGGUGAGGGGCAGAGCACCGACCAGCCGGCCCCAUCGUCGACACCGACCGCCAGCACCGGCAAGAGCGAGUCGGCCAAGACGCUCGCGGACCAGGUGGCGGAGGGCAAGUACGGGCUGAUCCAUCGCGAGCUGUUCCAGCGUCGGCCGCAGCGGCUCGGCGUGCUGAACUACCGCCGGAACGAGGAGGUCCCGCUGGACGACGAGCGCAACUACGGCGGCUUACGGCCGGACGAGAUCUGGCUGGCGGAGGACCACCUGCUCGUGCUGAAGGGCGGUUCGAUCAGCUUCGGCAGCAACCGAUCCGGCGCGGAUGCCGGCGGUCCCUGGCAGCCGAUCGACGACUACCGGGCACCGGACCGGCAGGUCCAGAUACCGGCCAACCCCGCCGUCCCGCCACCCUUUCCCGUGCAGCUCCGCGAGAACGGACCAAUUGAGUUUAUCCGUGGUCGUCAGGUGCCGGCAUUUAAUCCGUUUACUAACGAGUCGGCGUUCCUCUUCACCAACAAAGCGUUCCCGGUCAUACGGCCGGAAGAUUUCGGUGGGCAAAAUAUACUUGCCGGGCCAGCGGCGCACAAUGCUACUGGCCAGCACCACACCGGACUCCAGUAUCCGCCCCCGGUCAACCCGCCGCCCGUCAGUGACAAUCGCACGUACUCGAACCCGUUCCUGAAGCUGCCACCGCCGGGACCACCGUUCGGGCCGCCGGUCGGCGGCGGUUCGCUGGACGACGUGCGCAACCGUACCGGUCCGUACCCGGUGCCGCCCGGCGAUGAGGACGACCCGUCCCUCUACUACCCACCGCCGUACACGUUCGAGUACCGCGGCAACUACACCAACCCGGUACCGCCCGGACCGCUCGUGCCGGGCAUUAUACUGCCGCCACCGCCCAACUUCUUCAUACUGAAGCCGGCCCCGGGGGCGAACGGUACGGACGGGCCGGUGCCGGCGGCCGACCGGCCAAAGGUCACCAAACCGCCGAAACACUACGCCAGUGUGCGGCCCCACCCGACCACAACGGUGCCGCCCGCAUCCGCCAACGGUGUGGCACCGCCGAAAAUUGCACCGUCCCGCGUGGAGAUCCAGAAGGCGGUGCUGAAAACGUUCGUGCCUGUGCUGGAGGUGUACGGUGCGCCGAAAUCGCCCUCGAAACCCGCCUCGAAACGACCGCGCCCGAAACCGACCGGCGCACCGCCGACGGUGAGCACCGUUGCCGCCACGACGCCCCUCCUAACGCCUUCGACCAAGUUGCACAAAAUUCCACCGGAGGUCGGUGUGGCCCGGCCACCACCACCGGCCCAGGCCGCCCAUCCGAUCUACGCCGAGUACUUCGACAUACGCACCUCGACCAGCCCGCCCGGAUGGAACGAUGUGGGGUCGUCGCCCGUGACGCCCCAUCUGCCAGCCCGCACCUAUCUGCCGGUGGUGGGCACGAAACACCGGCCGGAACCGGCGCGUCCGAUCGCACCGGCCACCCCGGACUACCUGGCCGGCACGUACGGCUACAGCCCGAUCGAGCAGUUCCACCGCGAGGUGCAAACCAUCCGCCAGACGCUGCAGAUCUACGAGAAGGCGAACAAGCUCACCAAGGCGGGCCGCACGUCCAAGGCACACCAGCCGGCCCCGACGCUCACCAAUCUGUCGCUCUCGUUCGACGGCAACGUCUAUCGCACGCUCUUCCCGGAGGAGGUGCCGCAACCGCUACACGUCGGUGGUUUGCCGACCUAUCAGCAACCCGCCUACAAGCCGCCGUACGACCCCUCGCCGGCCUACGUGUACCGCGCCGGGUCGAACAGCGUGGUGGCGCCGAAUCUACCGACCGGCUACUACGUCACCACCACCGACUACGGGCGGCACGCGACGGGCUACGGUGGUGACCACCGGCCGCAGUACUACCAACCAUCCGCACAGCCGCCACCGCCGGCCCAGCCCGACCUGUCCUACAUUGCGCCCGUCAUCCUGAACAACGGGGCGAGCGGCUACAACCGCCGUCCCGAGUUUGACCCGAGCGCGCCGGGCACCACCACCAAAUCCUACCUCAUCCUGGACCACCGGCUGCCCGGUGCGACCCGGUUGCGCCCGGACCGCCAACGGCAACCGCUCACCGACGUGCCGUACCUGUACCGCGGCGGUGGCGCACCGUCGGUCGACCAGGGUGCGGGACCCGUCCGCAACCGGUACCUGGAGAGCGACAUACUCGUCAACUACAAGCAUCCCCUGCCGGUGCUGAACCCGGACAGCGAGUUUCUGCCGUACCAUCAUCGGCUGAAGGUGCGCAAGCGGCAGAAUGUGCGCGGUGCCGGCGAACAGAAACCGCGCUAUCUCGGCCAGCCGCUCUACAACCACCGGUAG
Messenger RNA from Anopheles marshallii, 2655 nucleotides. RefSeq names its product atrophin-1. The transcript has 2 exons. The coding region runs from base 1 to 2655 and encodes 884 amino acids. The record is from RefSeq and is a predicted model, not a curated record. Lineage: Eukaryota; Metazoa; Arthropoda; Insecta; Diptera; Culicidae.